AUGGGUGCAAUUGUUAACACCAUAUCUCGUUUGUUAGCAGCGAAGAUGAUUUCCAUGUAUUUCAAAGUGUGCAUUUUUUUUGCAGUGAUCGUGCUUUGUACCCCACUCCCGACAUUAAGUAAUACUUCUAAGCGAGGUCUACAGGAAGACCCAUCGAUGUGUGGCGGGGCGUACAGUCUGAUAUGCAAUGACCGUAUACUCUGUGUGAAGCCAUCCCAGCUCUGUGACGGCCUGAACAACUGCAAGGAUGGAAGCGACGAAGAGGACUGUGCUGACAGUGGUAGUGAUAGUUGUCAGGAAAAUAGCGACACACGCAAAACCCAGGGAGUAUGCACCAAUCCUACCGGUAACUCGAAAUGUAACACUGGCUUAGAUGACAUCAUUCAACAGAUGCUAAACGCUCACAACUUCUACCGUUGUUUGCAUGGCGAGGGUUCUGCUAGCAUGACCUUGUCUGAUGAACUCAAUAAUUACGCACAGGACUAUGCUGAUCACCUGGCUAGCACCGGAGUUGUAAAGCACAGCAACGACCGCGGCGAAAACCCACCAGAUCGUGGUGAGAAUCUCUGGGCAGGUUCUGAUGCUUCUCGCUGGACAAGCUAUGACCAGUUUACAGGUGAGCCAGCUGUCGCUGAUUGGUACUCUGAGGUGGCUAAUUACGAUUUCUCCACAAACAGUGCCAAGCCAGGGAAGACUGCAGGGCAUUUCACUCAAGUAAUUUGGAAAGCAAGCACCGAGUUGGGCUGUGGUGUCGGAACAUCCGAGAAACCAUGGGGACCGAAGUUCUUCGUCGUCUGUCAGUAUAGAGUAGCGGGAAAUAUUUUCGACUUCGCCACCAACGUACCUGCACCCUUAUAAUUACUACCUCAGAUAACCGGACUAUAUCUAUAAUAUAUUCCGGUCAGGUCAACCAAUUACGUGUAUGUGAUGUGAUUACAAACCAAUUAUCACGUUUAAUUUAUAGUAUUUUAAUUCACAAUACCUCAAACCUGAUUAAAGUUGUAAACCUUAUUCUCUAUCUAAUGUCAUUU
Messenger RNA from Saccoglossus kowalevskii, 1031 nucleotides. RefSeq lists its product as uncharacterized. Gene Ontology annotation, molecular function: protein binding. Gene Ontology annotation, cellular component: extracellular region. Lineage: Eukaryota; Metazoa; Hemichordata; Enteropneusta; Harrimaniidae. The record is from RefSeq and is a predicted model, not a curated record.